UGACCCAAUAAAUUCUCCCUUCUGCACACGGGACUAUUUGCAAAUUCUCAAGGCGUCAAUACUACCAACCAACUCCAUCAAAACCAGUCAACAUGCGUUUCACCACCGCAACCCUUCUCUCCGCCUCCCUGGCCGCCGCACAUGUCGUCCGGGACCCGAUGAUCACGCCGGCCCCUAUGCUAAGGGAACGUCAAAACUGGCAGGAGGCUGUUUCGGAGGCUCUCGCCAUCGCCAGUUCCGCGGAGGCGUACGCCAGCUCAGUCGCCCAGGCGUACGAAAACGACCCGAACGCAGCGGCAGCUCAGAGCUCUGCUCUUGCCGUAGCCAGCUCUGCUGUCGCCGCGGCAACCAGCCUCGCUGCCCAAUGGGGCGCCGCCAACGGACUUGAGCAGCGCCAGGACUGGCAGUCGGUAGCUAACUCGGCCGAAAGCCUGGCCACCUCCAUCGCCAGCGCCGGUCAAUCGGUCGGCCAGUCCAUUGCCAGCGACGCGCAAAGUUUCGGCCAAUCCGUCGCUAGCAGCGCCGCCGCUGCCGGUACCUCUAUCGCCAGCAACGCUGAGAGCUUUGCCUCGUCAGUUGCCAGCUCUGCCGGAAGCCUCGCCUCAUCGGUUGUCAGCAGUGUCGAAAGCAAGGGCACCAGUGCCGUCUCGGAUGCCCUGGCUUCCGCUAGCGCCGCCGUUAGCAGCGCUGAGAGCGUUGCUGCUACCGCCACCGGCACUGCUGCCUCCAUCGCCUCUUCCGCGGUGGCCAGCGCUCACUCUGCCGCUUCUUCCGCUGCGUCUGUCGCUACCGCGGCCUCAUCUGACUCCUCGUCGUCAAGCUCUACUGCUACCCCUACCGGCAACGCUGCCGUCCACGUCUCCGGCUCUAUGAUGGGCACGGGAGCCGCCGCCUUCGGUGUUCUCGUUGGAGCUAUUCUUUUGUAAAUAAGCGGUUUAACUGUACCUGAGACCCAACCUGGGAAAGGGAUGGUCUUCUGUCAUUUAGAUUCUAGAAGGAUAAUUCUAGAGGUGUUUGGGAUAUACGCCUGGCUGUCUUAACUUGAUGAGUUAUACUAUAUACCACACACAAAUUGGCAUUGUAUGAGGGAUUCCUGGUGCAAGGAUGCUUUUACGUGAGCCCAUAGAAUUGA
Molecule: messenger RNA, 1132 nt
Organism: Annulohypoxylon truncatum
Lineage: Eukaryota; Fungi; Ascomycota; Sordariomycetes; Xylariales; Hypoxylaceae
Exons: 1
Coding region: 93-926 (277 amino acids)
Source: RefSeq, a predicted model, not a curated record